AUGCAAAGAGAUCGCACCAAUGGCAAACUGGAUGAGAAGAAUGAGACGGACGACGAUGGGGACGAGGGAAAUGACCCGAAUCUGGUUGAUUGGGACGGUGAGGAUGACCCAGGAAACCCAAUGAACUUUCCCGCCUGGAAGAAGUGGAUGAUCACCAUUGUUGCUGGCUUAAUGACUUUCUCCGUCACCUUUGCUUCGUCCGUCUUUAGCACGGCUACCACUGUUACCUCCCAGGUCUUCGGCGUGAGUAGUGAGGUUAUGAUUCUCGGAACCUCUCUGUUCGUUCUUGGCUUCGCAUUUGGUCCCAUUGUCUGGAGUCCAUUCUCGGAGCUCUACGGUCGCAAGCUGCCCCUGUUCAUAGGCUUCUUCACAUUCGCGAUCUUCCAGAUCCCUGUCGCGGUUGCCCAGAACCUCCAAACGAUUUUCAUUUGCAGAUUUCUCGGUGGAUUUGCAGCAUCCGCACCCUUGGGGAUUAUAGGAGGUCUGCUUGCAGAUAUCUUUGGACCAGUCGACAGAGGUAUUGCGGUUGCUGUCUUCGCAUCCGCAACCUUCAUUGGUCCUGUAGCCGGACCAAUUGUGGGCGGUUUCAUUGUUAUGAGUCAUCUCGGCUGGCGAUGGACUGCUUGGAUCACCCUGAUAAUGGCCAUGUUCUUCGGAAUCAUUGGUUUCAUCGUCAUUCCUGAGACACUUGCUCCUGUCUUGCUCUCACGUAGGGCCAAGAAGAUUCGCUUUGCUACAAAGAACUGGGCAGUUCAUGCCAAGGCUGAUGAGAACGAGGUCAGCAUGAAGGAUCUGGCCAACCGCUAUCUGUUGAAGCCAUUCCAAAUGCUUGCCAUGGAGCCUAUCCUGAUCCUUGUCACCCUCUACAUGGGAUUCAUCUACGGAUUCCUCUACCUGUGCUUUGAAGCCUACCCAAUUGCUUUCCAACAGGAGCGUGGCUGGAACGCUGGUGUUGGAGCUCUGCCCUUUGCCGCCAUCAUCGUCGGCGUUGCCUUCGGUUCCUGCUUCAUUGCCUACUUCACCAAGACCAGAUUUGCCAGGAAGAUGGAGGAAAAUGGUGAUGUUGUGCCAGAAGAACGCAUGAUCCCGAUGAUUGUCGGUGGUGCGCUGUUACCAAUUGGCAUGUUCUGGUUUGCGUGGACGUCGAACCCGGGCAUUAUCUGGGUGCCCCAGGUGAUAUCAGGCGCAUUCAUUGGAGGCGGUGUACUGCUCGUCUUUUUGCAAGGCUUGAACUACAUUAUUGACGUGUACAAGGUGAAUGCCAACUCGGCAAUCGCUGCGAAUACAUUCUUCAGAUCCUGGCUUGGAGCCGGAUUUCCCAUGUUCGCCAACUACAUGUUCCAGAGACUUGGUGUUCCUUGGGCCAUGUCCCUUCUCGGAUUCCUCACAUUGGCCCUGUUCCCAGUCCCAAUUGUCUUCUUCCUCUACGGUGAGAAGAUUCGUAAGCUGAGCAAGUUCACCGCAUAG
Molecule: messenger RNA, 1467 nt
Organism: Aureobasidium subglaciale EXF-2481
Lineage: Eukaryota; Fungi; Ascomycota; Dothideomycetes; Dothideales; Saccotheciaceae
Exons: 10
Coding region: 1-1467 (488 amino acids)
Biological process (GO): transmembrane transport
Molecular function (GO): transmembrane transporter activity
Source: RefSeq, a predicted model, not a curated record